AUGAAGAAGUUCAAAAAAGCCCUUCAUCGCAUCCAAGCGAAUGCUUCGGCAAAACGCGAGCGCCUCCGAGGAAAGUCUGCAGCCAAGCGUGAGCUUAACAAAGUGACCACUUCCGAAGUCCAGGCUUCCGAGGUCUUGUAUGAAUCUGCCCAAACCGAGAAUGCAAGCUUGGAAGUCCAGGCUUCCGAGGUCUUGUAUGAAUCUGCCCAAACCGAGAAUGUAGGCUUGGAAGUCCCCGGUCCAGCGGAUUCUGCUAUCCCGAAUGAGCCCGACCAAGUCGUGGAUCUAGUCCCGACAUCCAAGGUGUCGUACAUGUAUUCCGAUACCGCUCUCUUCUACAGCAGCUUUGUCGAGGGAAAUUUCGUGGAAAGGCUCUGGUUGCAGUUUGGCACAUGGGAAUCGUUUGAGAAUAGGUUCGUUGCAAAUUUGAGAAGCUACCACCCGGAUUAUAUGCCCGCGAACAGACGAAGCCCGUGUCCACUGGAUUGGCUGCCGCUGGAGAUCCGCGCGAAGAUCUGGAAGUACGUUUUUGAUGACUGCAACGAGGCAAUCAUUAUCGGGAACGAUAAAAUUACUCCCAAGAUACCGAGUUCCCUGAGAUUUUUAUCGUUCGACUGGAUGCUAGAGAUGUCGAUUGCGUACAUCAAUGCGCUGAGCAAUCGGACUCUGGUGGUGAUGGAUUUUCCCAGGCACGGCUACCUCACCCUCACCUGCCCAAUCUUCCGAGAGCUCAGCUUGAACCGAAUUCGAGCGAUAAAAUUCACGCUGGGCGACAAUGAAAUCGAGAAGGCAAGGAAGCGCACUUCUGAUUUUAUCAAGUUCAUGUUAAAUCACAAAAAUUAUGGAUUCAUGGCCGUCCGCACGGUGAUUGUCGAGUUAAGAAGGAACUGGGAGAAUGAGUUCUUCACCGAGAGCGAUCUCGCCUAUGUGUUGGUUUCUGGCGCAUUCGUUGCAGUGGAAAGAGUUCGAAUCCAUGGACAUAUCACAGAUGAGAAACUGAACCGUGUUCUGGAGCAAACCCGAAAGCUAGCGCAAACCCAAAAGCUAGCGCAAACCCAAAAGCUAGCGCAAACCUCGUACAUUGCACAAGACUCGCAGGUUGCGGAAGACUGGCAGUUUGCGGAAGGCUCGCAGUUUGCAGAAUACUGGCGGGUUGCGGAAGGCUUGCCGGUUGCAGAAGCCUCGUUCUGA
This is a messenger RNA of Penicillium verrucosum, 1191 nucleotides long. RefSeq lists its product as uncharacterized. NCBI's taxonomy places the organism in Eukaryota, Fungi, Ascomycota, Eurotiomycetes, Eurotiales, Aspergillaceae. Bases 1 to 1191 code for a protein of 396 amino acids. The record is from RefSeq and is a predicted model, not a curated record. The transcript is spliced from 2 exons.